AAUUCUCUCGGCGGGGCGGGCCUGUGGAGGAGCAAGAUGGCGGCGGCCGGCAGAGUGUGGGGGAGGAUCGGGGCUGUGUCAGGGGCCCUGGCUGUCAGCCUGGGGGCCUAUGGAGCUCAUGGAUUCAGACGCAGCGACCGCGAUGAGUACCUGAAAGAGCUGUUUGCAACUGGGAACCAGUACCACUUCCUGCACAGCCUGGCCCUAUUGGCUGUGCCCCACUGCAGGCGCCCUCUGCUGGCGGGAUCUCUGCUGACAUCGGGGAUGGUUCUGUUCAGUGGGACGUUCUAUUACCACGCCUUGACCGGGGACUCCACUCUUACCAAGGCGGCACCUUUGGGAGGCACUCUUCUCAUACUGGGCUGGGCGGCCAUGGCCCUCUAAUGUCUGACCGAUCCUUCUGCCCACCUCGGACCUCGUAUAUUAUCCCGCUACAAAUUCCAAAUCAAAUGUUUAUAUUCUGUAUAUGAUGUGAAAUUUUUAUAAUAAAUCUAUGUAUCUUAA
Molecule: messenger RNA, 504 nt
Organism: Rana temporaria (common frog)
Lineage: Eukaryota; Metazoa; Chordata; Amphibia; Anura; Ranidae
Product: transmembrane protein 256 homolog
Exons: 4
Coding region: 37-384 (115 amino acids)
Source: RefSeq, a predicted model, not a curated record